Messenger RNA from Helianthus annuus (common sunflower), 1502 nucleotides. Its product is annotated as gibberellin 20 oxidase 1. Gene Ontology annotation, biological process: unidimensional cell growth; gibberellin biosynthetic process; response to light stimulus. The record is from RefSeq and is a predicted model, not a curated record. Gene Ontology annotation, molecular function: gibberellin 20-oxidase activity. The transcript has 3 exons. NCBI's taxonomy places the organism in Eukaryota, Viridiplantae, Streptophyta, Magnoliopsida, Asterales, Asteraceae. Bases 151 to 1281 code for a protein of 376 amino acids.
UUUUUUGCUGUGUGCCUACAACGUUCCAAAUAUGUGGGGUUCACCCAUUGCCCCUAUAAACGGCCUUGGUUUUUCUUUUAUCAUACAUCGCAAAAAUCUUGCUACAAACUCUCUCAUCUGUUCUCUCUAUGCAAGAGGAAUAGAUUUUGCAUGAUCAAAAAUAAAUCUUCCAUGCCUUCAUUGCAAAAAGAAUACAUGAAUUACCAACAAAAACCACUAGUUUUUGAUUCUUUGAUCCUACAACAUGAAACCAACAUACCCCAACAGUUCAUAUGGCCCGACAAUGAGAAACCCAACUCCGAAAAAGUCAAGGAACUCGCGGUUCAUGUAGUGGACCUAGGAGGUUUCCUUUCUGGACAAUCUUGCUCAGCCAAGGAAACCUCCAAGGUCGUUGGUGAGGCUUGCAAGAAACAUGGUUUCUUUCUAGUAACCAACCAUGGAGUCAAUGUAAACCUCAUAGAAGAUGCUCAUAGGUACAUGGACUUGUUCUUUGAUCUCCCAUUUCCGGAGAAACAAAGAGCACAAAGAAAAGCCGGUGAGAGCUGUGGAUAUGCCAGCAGCUUCACCGGGCGAUUCUCCUCUAAACUACCAUGGAAAGAAACACUUUCUUUUCAAUUCUCAUCGGAAAAUAACUCAUCCAACAUGGUGAAGGACUAUUUUGAGAACACAAUGGGAAAAGAAUAUACUCGACUUGGGAAAGUGUACCAAGAAUAUUGCAAUGCAAUGAAUACACUUUCACUUCAGAUCAUGGAAUUAUUAGGGAUGAGUCUUGGUGUAAGCCAAUUUCACUUCAAGGAACUAUUCGAAGACAAUGAUUCGAUAAUGAGGCUAAACUACUACCCGAGAUGCCAAAAACCAGACCUCACUUUAGGUACCGGCCCUCACUGCGAUCCAACAUCCUUAACAAUCCUUCACCAAGAUUCUGUUGGUGGUCUAGAGGUGUUUAUAGACAACGAGUGGCGUUCCAUAGCGCCAAAGCAAAAUGCUUUCAUCGUUAACAUCGGCGAUACAUUCAUGGCACUUUCAAAUGGGAGAUACAAAAGCUGCUUACAUAGGGCUGUGGUUAACAACGUAAGUCAUAGGAAAUCACUUGCCUUUUUUCUAUGCCCAAAGAAGGAUAAGGUGGUGAGCCCACCAGAUGAACUAGUGGACGAAAACAACCCUAGAAUAUAUCCAGAUUUUACAUGGUCUACCUUUCUUGAAUUCACUCAGAAGCAUUACCGAGCCGACAUGAAUACCCUCCAAGCUUUCACCCACUGGAUUCAACAGAAAAAUAUAUGAAUUUCAUCAUUUUCAUUAGGAAAUUUCAUAUUGAGUAUGGAAAUACAUCAGGCAAUUUUGUAAUUUUCAUUUUUAGCAUGUAAGAAGUUAGGCGAUUUCGUACUUUUCAGUUCCAUCUAGGUAUUUAUUUAUGAAAUGUGUUGUUUAUGUAAAAAUACAAAAUGGAUAAUUUUAAGUUCCAUCUACGUAUUUAUUUAUGAAAUGUCUUGUUUAUGUAAAAA